AUGACGGGGGGGAGGACGGGAGAUGGAGGGCGGCGGGGCGGGGAAGGGGGACCAGUGGGAGGAGGGCGGCAGGCCCAGGCGAGAGCACUAGCCAGGAGGGGCAGACCGGGGACAGGAUCUAGAGUCGGGCAACCAGAGAGAGAGAGACCCGGCCGGGCUAAGAGGAGAUCGCUGAGGGAGCGGACAGAGGCCGAGACGGAGGAGAGGCGAGACCACACGGGGGGGGCCGGAGAGAGCUACGCAGAGGCCGAGUCCGCGGAGGGGAGGAGUAGCCCCACUUCCCCGCCAAUCCGCCCCUGCGGCGGGAUCGCGGGGACCCCUCGAGGCGCGUCCCGCCCAAAGGGGGUGCGGACCACCACGCCAGAGUCGGGAGUCGACUCGUACAAGCGCGGGGUUGCGAACCCGGAGAAGAGCCCAAGCGCGGGGAAUCGAGAUGCGACGUACGACGAGCAGUAUAGCGACGCGUGCGGAGUGCGGCCGAAACACCAACAGAGCGCGCUCGACCCGCCUGCGUCAGGGCGCUGUAUGCACCCCCCGGCUCGGGCCAGCGCAUCCCCGCGCGCGCCUAGACACGCAUGCGGCCGCCGGAGAACCGCACCCCUCCUAGAUCCGGAGAAGAGACUGGAGAAGCUAGGCGGACCCGCCUCGCUCGCGACCCUCGCGAGCGCUAGCACACGGCCCCUGGGCGCUCGCGCCGCGGCGCCCGACUCUUUCCUCCCCGCGGUCUCGCUCACCUGUGCGGUAGCUGCUCUCCCCUCGAGUCUCGAUCCCCGCCGCGCGCGUCCCCCUGAGUGGGCUAUGCGCUCUCCCUCUCGCGCCUCCCCACGGCGGGCUAUUGCUCCUACGGCUCGCGAUUGUACGCUACAGGGCCUCUGA
Molecule: messenger RNA, 876 nt
Organism: Knipowitschia caucasica
Lineage: Eukaryota; Metazoa; Chordata; Actinopteri; Gobiiformes; Gobiidae
Source: the annotation of a GenBank genome assembly